This is a messenger RNA of Planococcus citri (citrus mealybug), 5162 nucleotides long. Its product is annotated as plexin-A4-like. Gene Ontology annotation, biological process: positive regulation of kinase activity; cell surface receptor protein tyrosine kinase signaling pathway; protein phosphorylation. Lineage: Eukaryota; Metazoa; Arthropoda; Insecta; Hemiptera; Pseudococcidae. The coding region runs from base 336 to 5117 and encodes 1593 amino acids. Gene Ontology annotation, molecular function: protein binding; transmembrane receptor protein tyrosine kinase activity; ATP binding. The record is from RefSeq and is a predicted model, not a curated record. The transcript is spliced from 6 exons. Gene Ontology annotation, cellular component: signaling receptor complex; plasma membrane.
GGCAUUUUGCCUAUCUUAUCCGGCGGUACCCUUUAGUUCUUAAAAUGCAAGGAUGUUUAAGCGCUUACUUUUGGAUUGUCAGUUGAUUUUCAUUUGUUUCGACGCAUAAUGCUUCUGUGGUUAGAAUGUCUCUCAUGAUUUACUUUGCGUUUUUAUGUUUUUAUUCCAGAUAACUAUGAAUGUGAAGCUAUAAUCAAUUAAAACCAUCCACUUGCCUCAAUUUUGAUGUAGUAACUAGUAACUUGGGAAAAUUGAUAUUAAAAAACCAACUAAAUGAAAUUUGAUACUUAUAUACCGGAUUGAUCGAUUACGUGAUCGCAGAGGAUCGCAAAAAAAUGUAUUUCAACAGCCAGUCACCAAGCGAGUGCUUUUCGAUUUUUUUGAUAAUUUUGCUGGGCUUACAACCAGAAGGUGUGACACUGUUAUCCAGUCAGGUUAAAGUAUUCUCUGACAACAGUACUCUAAAAUUUAAUAAGUUGGCCGUAGCUGAUGAAUCAGUGAGAUCGAUUUUUGUCGGUGCAGUUAACCGUUUGUAUCAAUUGUCAUUUGAUCUUGAAUUGUUGGCAAAUAUUACAACUGGACCAUUUUCUACAAAUUCUUCAUUUACAAAACCUGGCUAUAAUGAGAAUGUGAACCCCAAAUCAAUGGAUAAUCAUAACAAAAUUUUGCUGGUAUACGGAGGUUUUUCUAAUAAACGUUUGAUAACUUGUGGAACCCUUCAGUUUUGCAGUAUAUAUUAUUUGGAUAAACCGAUUUCAGAAUCAAACGCUAUAAAAGUAUUUGAACCCGUUGUGACAAACGCUCAUACUGCAUCAACUGUAGCUACUAUUAAGACUUUUUGGGACACUAGAGAUUAUAAUGCUGAAAUAUACACUCUAUGGACAGCGCAAUCGCGCAGUAACUUGACUCAGCCAUUCGAAGUGCCUGCUCUUGCUGUGAGAAAUUUACCUUCUUUCAAAUUGAGUAACAAUUCCAGCAAGAUUUUAUUCAAUAGCGAAUAUCGCGAUAAAUAUAUUAUAAAUUACAUUUAUGAAUUUCAUAUUGAUAUGCGUAUGUUCUAUGACAAGACCUUCAUUUUAACAACUCAGCAAAGUUCUGCAACAGAAACAUCUCCAUAUAUUUCAAAAAUAAUUAGGAUUUGUAAUGAAGGUGAUGGGAAAGAUCUUGUUAGCGGGUAUGCUGAGAUUCCAAUUGAGUGCAUUGUAGAAGGAGAACGUCCCUAUAAUUUGGUUCAAGCAGCAUAUUUUCUAUGUACCAAUGCGGGAGAAAAUUUACUGUUUGCAAUAUUCUCUCAGAGUGAAAAUAUGAACUCACAGAAACCAAAUAACCGUAGUGCCCUAUGCAUGUAUUCACUGGAAGAUAUUGACAGAAAAUUUGAUGAAAAUAUAAAAAACUGUUUCGAUGGAAAUGGAAAUCCAGGGCUGGAAUUUAUAUCACCUGGAAGACAAUGUAUAAAAGAUAGUAAUGAUAAGGAUUCCUGUCCAUCAGGCAUAAACAUGCCCAUUGGUGGGAGUAUUCCAAUAAAAAUGCCUUCUUUGCUAACAUUUGAUGCACAUCUGACAGCAAUUGCAGCAAGACGUUUGGUACAGGCUCUCCACAUUGAUGUGUUUGUUGGUACAAGUACCGGGCACUUGAAAAAAAUCAUUGUGGCGGAUAGUACAAGUUCAUGCGAGUAUGAUGAUGUAACAAUAGAUGAGCAGUCCUCAGUAAAUGCUGAUCUCUUAUUUUCAUCAUAUACACUUGAGGACUUAAUAGUAAUGACUGAACAUAAGCUCACCAAAGUUCAUUUAGAAGAAGUGCAAUUUAAUUGUUCUAUGUUCAGGACUUAUGAUGACUGUGUACAAUCCAACACAAUAUGCAAUUACUGGUGCUCACAUACUGAUGAAUGUACUUUUACAAAAUGUGGUUGUGAUAUCAGAAUACAUUAUUGGAAGUUGAAAUAUGAUACCAUAAAAUCAAACAAUUAUGCAAUUAUUCAGCCAGGUGAUUUAGAGUACCUCCGACAUGACAUUUCCACAACUGUGAAAUUGAGCACCAGUGCGUUUUUCGAUCAAAUAUUAUUGAAAUUUAAAGAAUUUAUUUAUUGCAUGAUUGCUGGUGAAAAUUUCAACAUUACUUUUAUUGCAAGUGUUGGUGAACGAAUGGCGGAGUAUGUAAUUGGCUGUAGUUUUCCAAAUUCUUCACUUGCGGUACCUUCUGACAGUCGUUUCAGCUUAACAUUGUCAAUUAUAAGUACUAAUAAAAAUAUUCCAUUUGUUUGGAGCACUAACAUUUCAUUUCAUGAUUGCAGCGCGCACACUUCUUGCUUUGAGUGUACGGAUUCUAUGUCUCCAUGUUACUGGAGAACAGACAAACGGAAGUGCAUGUUCAAGCACACUGUAAAAAAACAUCAAAAAACUGUUAAUCAUUCUAAUACGCUCACCAAAUCAUGUAUAGAUGCUGCAAUUCCCACCAUUUCUUCUUUUAAGCCAACAAAAAUAUCGUUUAAAGGAGGCACUGUGAUCACCAUUCGAGGUGAAAACUUGGGUUAUUCAUUUAAAGACAUAAUGAAUCCAAUUAACAUAUCUGGGGUACCAUGCAUACCAAUUGAUGAACAGUUUGAACCCAUGAAUAAAGUUGUAUGCUUCAUUAAAAAAUCCAUUCCUCUGAUAAUUAAAGAAGAACAUUAUGGUACACGCAAAAUUGAAACCAAUUAUUCAGUUGGAGAAGGACCAGUAGAAAUGAUGGUCAAUUAUGUGUUGGCAAGUUCCAGAAAAAAUUUUACUUUUGCGGUUCCUAAAAUUCAUUCAAUGUUUCCCCUUUCGGGGUCUGUUUCUGGUGGUACCAAACUAACUAUUGUAGGUGAAGAUUUGGAUGCAGGAAGAUUGAUUUCUGUUCAUAUUGGUAAAAUACAGUGUUUUAUAUUUUCACUUGAAACUGCUAAAAUAGAAUGUAUCACUUCUCCAUGCUAUAUGUGUAAUAAGUUACUGCAAUAUGAUGUUAGCAUUACCGUUGACCGUGUCUUCAGAGAAAGUAAACCUUCAUUCCAGUACAUUAAUGAUUAUGACCACGAUGUUGAUGGUUUGAACUUGAAACCAAAAAGUAUCCCUGCUGGAGGCAUUGCUAUCAAAACUGGAUUUAAAGAUUUUUCAGAUACUAGGAAGAAGUACUUCAUUCAAUGUGAAAAAACUUCUUUUAAUGGUUCAUGUGAAAUACUACCAGUGUCUGCAGACAUUGUCUGUAAGUCACCUUACAUUCCAGGUAUCAAAAGUGAUUUGAUAAAUCCCAAUUAUCCCUUGUCAUUGAAUUGCUCAGUUAUUUGGACAGACAGUAGCGAUUUAUCCAAAAGUAUUGUAAGUGGCAACGUUCUUGUGUCUUUAAAUCCUAAUCCAGAGUUUCAUAACUUUUCUACCAGAUUUGAGGAGUUCACUGGAACUGAGUUCAUUAUUAUCAAAGGGAAUAAUGUAAACAAAUCUUGCCAAGUAAUGGAUGUACAUGUAAAGGUUGGAAACUAUAGCUGCAGUAUAAUUUCAUUGUCUCUGAAUGAAAUAAUUUGUAUUUUGAGUAGGCCCAAUUUAACCUCAUUAAUAUUUGAAGAUAACUUGAAUCAAGUACGUGAAGAGUCAGAAAACAUUCAAUUUGUAAAUUGGUCAGAUAAUUUGGAUCAUGCACGCGAUGAGUUUGAAAAAAUUGCAUUUAUAACUGUGUCAAUUGGUGAACAUUUUGAAAAUAUUGUUUUUAAAGCAAAUACAUCUACAAACAAUAAAGGAGAUACAUCUGCUAAUAAUUCAUCAGUCAAACUUAUAAUUUAUAUUGUAGUUACAGUAUCAAUAUUUCUUAUCUUCACAUUCAUCAUAGUGGGCAAGGUAUACUUGAAAAAUUCACAAACAAUGAAGCAAAUGCAACGAAGAAUGAAUAAAAUGGGCAUGGAUGCAAUCUCCAUGAGACAAGGCAUAAAGCAAGUGAUUAUAGAAAACCAAAUACAACUGGAUGGGCAUCUGGCAGAUAUGCUGAAUUUACCUAAUGUCAUGAUCGAAGCUAAUGCGUCGUAUGAAGGUCCCACUACUGAAUUGGCAACAUCUGUUGAAUAUGUUUUGCCACUGGAUGAGAAGUGGGAAUUUCUGAGAGGUAACUUGACUCUAGGAAAGGACCUGGGGGAAGGAGAAUUUGGAAAAGUUGUUCAAGGGGAAGCUGUUGGUAUCUUGGAAGAGAAUGUUACUACCACUGUGGCAGUUAAAAUGUUGAAAGAUUCCCAUUCCGAUUCAGAUAUGGUUGAUUUAGUGAAAGAGAUGGAAAUAUUAAAGUUAAUUGGAGCCCAUGAAAAUGUUCUUAGACUUCUUGGUUGUAGCACACAGAAUGGACCAUUGUUGAUCAUCACUGAAUUUGCUCAAUACGGCAAUUUGUUGGACUUUCUGAGGAAGCGUCAUCAUUUCGUUUAUCAAAAUGCAUCAGAAGUAUUGGCUGAACAAAUUUUACUAACCUUUGCUCUUCAAGUCGCAAGAGGAAUGGAAUACCUGGCAUCUAAAAAGUGCAUACACAGAGAUCUUGCUGCCAGAAAUAUUCUGGUAUCUCACGAUUUUGUGCUGAAAAUAGCUGAUUUUGGUUUGGCCAGAAAUAUUCAAAGUAAAGAAUACUAUAAAAAGAAAACAAAGGGCAGGCUGCCAGUGAAGUGGAUGGCACCAGAGGCAUUAUCACAUUUGCUGUUUACUACUCAAUCUGACGUGUGGUCUUAUGGAAUACUACUAUGGGAAAUACUGUCUUUAGGAGGUGUCCCCUAUCCUACAUUUAGAAGCAUGGACAAAUUAAUCAAGGAUUUGAAAUCAGGUUACCGCUUGGAACAACCUCCUAACUGCUCUUUGAAAACGUACAAUUUAAUGUGUGAAUGUUGGCAUUACUUACCUGAAAAACGUCCACAUUUUUCUUCAAUAGCUGAAGAGUUGUGUGAAAUGUUACCAAAUGAAGUGCUUGAUCAACAUGCAUCCGAAAACUUCUGGUUAAAUAGUACGGAGUCCAACUCUGGAAAUACUAAAAACGAAUCCAAUUCUUCUGAUACUGAAAGCGAGUACAACUCUAGCAAUACUGAAAGUGAUUCCAACUCUAGCGAUAAUGAAAAUGAAGUUGAUAAUUUGUUACCUUAGUUAAUAACAAUUCUGAUUUCAAUUUUAAUAAAAUUUAAGCCCUGA